AUGCUCUCGUCUGCCCUCUGCGCAUGCCCCAUGGCACAGACCUCCCCUGUACCUCCUUUUUUCUUGUGUUUUUUCCGUGUUCCCGUGCGUUUGCCUUCCAGGACAGGUGCCUGACGAGGAAGCGAGGCAGAACGGGCAAAGCCGCUGCAGCCGGGGCCUCCCCAAGCCGGUCUGCAUGAACGGGACGGAGCCAGCCCAGCUCAGCGGGAAGACGAAGGCCGAGCGGAGGGCCAGCGCCUCGUCCAACCCUUCGCGCAAAGCCUCGUCUUCCACCAGCAGCAAGAUUCGGAAGCUGUCCACCUGCAAGCAACAGUGACGGCCUCAGCAUCGCCCACCGCAGGUCUGUGCCUUCCUCUUCGCCUUCCUCUCUUUUUCCGGAAAGGUGGUGCCGCCCAGUGGUUAGAGCGCUUGCUUUGCAUGCAGAAAGUCCCAGCUUUAGUCUCCAGGAGAGCCCUUGCCAGUCACUUUUGGCAGCGCUGAACAGCGUGGGUCAGUGAUUUGACUCGUAGAAUCGUAUAAAGCGGGAGUAAUAAUAAUAAUAAUAAUUAUUAUUAUUAUUAUUAUUAUUAUUAUUAUUAUUAUUAUUUAUACCCCGCCCUCCCCAGCCACUCUGGGCGGCUUCCAACAGAACACUAAAACACAAUAACCUAUUCAACAUUAAAAGCUUCCCUAAACAGGGCUGCCUUCAGAUGUCUUCUAAAAGUUUGGUAGUUAUUUUUCUCUUUGACAUCUGGUGGGAGGGCGUUCCACAGGGCGGGCGCCACCACCGAGAAGGCCCUCUGCCUGGUUCCCUGGAACUUGUAGCGAGGGAACCACCAGAAGGCCCUCGGCGCUGGACCUCAGUGUCCGGGCAGUAUCAAGUUAACCAGAGGAACUCACUGCUACAAGGUGUUUCUCAUGCAUUCAGGGCCAUCUAGACUCGCUAGCAUCCUUUCUGGGGUGUUUUAAUUCCCCCCCCCCAAAAAAAAAAAUUAAGAGGGAGCUUCCGACUCUUACGUACUAACCAAGGCAGGGUUUUGUUUUUUUUUUAAUGCAUGUAUUGUGUCUCUGACCUUAAGCAAGCAGGGAUCGCGGAGCGGGGCAGACGCGAUCGGCUCGUGCAUCCAGCUUUCAUUUGACUUGACGUAUAUCCCUCCCUUUCCCAGCUCUGCAGAAAACCCCGAAUCCCUCCUCCUUCUCUCUCUUGUCUCCCCACCCCGAACAAAAUAAUAAUAAAAAUCCCUCCCUCCCCGGCUGUUUUCGCCCAGCUCUCCUGAUUCAUAAGCUCAGCCCAGGAAGAAAGAAGAGAAAAUUAUUCAUCUGUGAUCUGCCCACCCCCGCCUGGCCUCGCCGCAGUAAUGCACUUAGCCGGUGGCGCCUUCUCUUCCUUGCAACCCCCCCCCCCCAAAAAAAAGCUUUUAUCUCCUUGGCUCGCAACCAGGUUUCUCCAUUCUCCCCUCCCUCCCCUGUUCUUCUUUCGUCUCCUUCCUCACUCCCAGCUAAGUCUCCGAAUAGCUUCGGAAAAUAAGAUGGAACGAGUAUCUCAUGCAAGCGAGACUGAAUCUGUAUCGGGGGGGUGUUGUCCCCCCUCAAAAAAAAACACAAGAAAACUCCAAGAUAAAGAUAUUUGCAGACGAGCAUCGCCCCCCCCCCCCCAGGAAAAGGUGGCUGUUGAGCUUUUGCUUGCCGGCCCGCCCAAGGCAAGCCCCCAAAUAAUCCAGCCGAAAUCUUCUCUCCAGUCCCUUCAUUCAAUCAAGUCCUUUGCAGCAGCAAAAGAAGAAAAUCUCUUUUGCUUUUUUGGAAGCAGGUGGUCGUGUUUGCAUCUCUUCUUCCCCUCCAGGCUAAACCUUUCUCCAUCUCGACCCCCCCUUCUGUGAACCGCCCACCCCACCCCAUGUUCCAGUUUGCCUUCGGCCGCUUUUGCUUCGCCCCAGAACUGGACGCAGGUUUCCUGCUUUAAUUCGGGGGCCGAAGCGAAACCGGGACUUCGGAAGCGGCGGUUCCCUUUAGCGCAGCCGAAGAUUGCGUUUGGCUUCUUUGCAGAUGCGUCGCGCUGCUGGCUCGAGGUUUUUAUUUUUACUUCUUGGCCAAGAUAGCAGGCUCUCUCUUUUCUCGCUUUGAACCUACUCCCGGUAGACCUGCUGCAACUUAGCAAGAUGUGUUGUCUGUGGAUCUCCUCUGCAGGCCCAGAAAGCCAUGAUAAACACUAGAAAGACCCCUCUCUGCCCUGGCCAGCUGCCCCGACUAAGCCUCGCUAAGGCUUUUCCCCUUCUGCCUUGAAAGACCCCGGACAUCGGGCCCCCGUACUGUUUUCCGGCGCUUGCUAAAAACGUUUCUGCUUGGACGGGCCAACCCAGACGUUUAAAAAGCUUGUGCAUCUUUUAGCCUGUUGUUAAAAGAUGGAAUGUCUUAAAUGAAAUGUUGCCGAUUUUUCUCAGAAUCAGAGAACUGGGGGGGGGGGGGGGGUGGAAGAGGACCAUAGCAGUCAUUUAGUCCAAUGCAAUGAAGGGUUCUUUUUCCCCCAGCAUGGGUCUCUCUCUCUCUCUCUAUUGUUUAAAAAAAAUUAUGUCACCUGCUGUUGUCCUGUUGUUGUCCUGUGUGAGCACCUAGAGGCAGUUGGAGGAUGGAUGGUGGCUAAUGGAUUGAGGUUGAAUCCUGACAAGCAGAAGUACUGUUUUUGGGGGACAGGGGCGGGCAGGUGUGGGGGAUUCCCUGGUCCUGAAUGGGGUAACUGUGCCCCUGAAGGACCAGGUGCGCAGCCUGGGAGUCAUUUUGGACUCACAGCUGUCCAUGGAGGCGCAGGCCAAUUCUGUGUCCAGGGCGGCUGUCUACCAGCUCCAUCUGGUACGCAGGAUGAGACCCUCCCUGCCCGCAGACUGCCUCGCCCGAGUGGUGCAUGCUCUGGUUAUCUCCCGCUUGCACUACUGCCAUGCGCUCUAUGUGGGGCUACCUUUGAAGGUGACCCGGAAACUACAACUAAUCCAGAAUGCGGCAGCUAGACUGGUGACUGGGAGCGGCCGCCGAGACCACAUAACACCAGUCUUGAAAGACCUACACCGGCUCCCAGUACAUUUCCAAGCACAAUUCAAAGUGUUGGUGCUGACCUUUCAAGCCCUAAACAGCCCAGUAUCCCUGAAGGAGCAUCUCCACCCCCAUUGUCCAGCCCGGACAGUGAGGUCCAGCUCCGAGGGCCUUCUGGCGGUUCCCUCGCUACGAGAAGCAAAGCUACAGGGAACCAGGCAGAGGGCCUUCUCGGUAGUGGCACCCGCCCUGUGGAACGCCCUCCCUUCAGAUGUCAAAAAGCUAAACAACUACCUGACAUUCAGAAGACAUCUGAAGGCAGCCCUGUUCAGGGAAGUUUUUAAUGUGUGAUAUUUUAGUGUAUUUUUGGUCUUUGUGGAAGCCGCCCAGAGCGGCUAGGGAAACCCAGCCAGAUGGGCGGGGUACAAAUAAUAAAUUAUUAUUAUUAUUAUUAUUAUUAUUAUUAUUAUUGAAUGAAGGGUGGUAUGCAGAUGUUGUUAAUAAUAAUAAUUGUAGUGGGGUUUUUUAAGUUUUAAAUUAUGCACCCUUUUUUGCACAUGGGUAACUGUGACGCAAGGGAGCAGCAUGCAACAAAUCGCAGAACUUUUUCUGACGUCCAAUUUCUCUUUCUCUCUCUCUCUCCCUCCCCCCUUUUCUUUUUUUUAAACUCUUUGCAGCCAGAGCCCCGAAUUACUGCGCUUGGCGGCCGCCGUAUCCCCUCCUCGGCUCUCUGUGCAUCUUUCCCCCCCUCCACCGGCCGUGCCCUUGCCCCCCCAUGCCGGCAUCCCUGGUAGCCGACCCCCGUAG
This is a messenger RNA of Podarcis lilfordi (Lilford's wall lizard), 3807 nucleotides long. The record is from the annotation of a GenBank genome assembly. Lineage: Eukaryota; Metazoa; Chordata; Lepidosauria; Squamata; Lacertidae.